This is a messenger RNA of [Torrubiella] hemipterigena, 792 nucleotides long. The record is from the annotation of a GenBank genome assembly. Lineage: Eukaryota; Fungi; Ascomycota; Sordariomycetes; Hypocreales; Clavicipitaceae.
AUGAAGAACCAACUCGCCCUCUUGUCUCUGGCUACGCAAAUUACCGCUCUUGCCGCUCCUUCUCUCUCUAACAGAGGCGAAGAUAUUGUCGGCGGGCAGACUGUCAAAAUUGAAGAUUUUCCUUAUCAAAUCCAAAUGCUGAGAAACGGCAAUACGCACUGCGGUGGCACUGUUGUUAGCGAUCGCUUCGUCGUAACCGCCGCCCAUUGGUGUGAUUGGCCCGGGGACACCUUCUCUAUUCUUGCUGGUAGUGGCGAAAAAGGGAAAGUACGACGUCCGACAACUUCCUACGAUGCUUGCGUCUUGGAGGUUACGCCUUUGGCGCUGGGACCGACCGUUCAGCCAGUUGCUGUCACUAAUGUCGAGCCUGCCGUUGGCACAGACACAAUUGUCUCUGGAUUUGGUUUAUUGUACAAGGAGCACCCCAGCUAUCCUAAAUAUCUCCAGGUUGUCCAUGUCCCCAUUAUGGACCGUGAUGUUUAUGUAAAGCAGUACCAGGUUGCCGGUGACAACAUUACAGCCGACAUGAUCUGCGCUGGUCUCCCAGAGGGUGGGAAGGACUUCUGCAAUGGUGACAGCGGUGGCCCACUGAUUGCCAACGGCAGCUCGCCGGUAUUGUCUCAUCUGGCAUCGGCUUUACGGAGCCCGACUACGGUGGCGUGUACUCAAAUAUCGCUGACACUGAGAUACGCUCCUUUAUUAAGGAAAUUACUAGUCUUUGAAGAGAGGCAACUCUUCGAGAUUUCUGACACGAAUACAAUGCUAUCUGAUAUCAAACUUGGGUUCAUUUGA